UCGCAAACCAACUCUCAAAGGGCGAAUCGAGUCAAUCGUCCGUCCCCAGCACCGCAGCCCCCCGCCACCAGAGCCGCCUUGAUCAGCGCGAUGGCGGGAGAUCCGGCCGCCGGUGGCGGCGGUGACGCCCACCCCGCGUCGGGGAGCAAGAGUUCCCGCUCGUCGACGCGGCACCGGCAGUUCCGCGACCGAGCCAAGGUCCGCGUGGACGACCUACAGGAGAUGUUCUGCGGCCUCCAGUCCGCUCGCAAGGAGAGCCGCUCCGCCGACGCCGCCGUCCUCGAGGAGCAGGUCCACCAGAUGCUCCGUGAGUGGCGUGCCGAGCUCAGCGUCCCAUCCCCGGCUUCCUCUCUCCAGAACUCGCAGGGGAACAACCGGGAGGCUUCGGAUCCACCGUCGGAUACGCUGCGACUGCUGCAGCUGGUGGUGCCCGAGGAGGAGGACGACGCCACCAGUAAGCUCCUGGUGCCCCAAUCGGCGCAGCAGGCGCCGCCUCCUCAUCAGAGCCACGACCACGGGCAGGACAGCAGGAUGGCCAAUACUGAUCAGCAGUGUGAAGCUAUGGAUGGGGGCACUGCUCCUGCACAGCACUCUCUAGGUCAGGGAGUGGAGGCAGGCUGUGGAGAAGUGGCUGCUGUUGCUAAUGCAAUGUUCAAUGAUCAGAUGUACUAUAUAGACCAGGAACUUAGUAUUGAUGAUUUUCUUUGUGAUGAUGAUUACAAAAUAAAUAUUUCUGGUUCUAAUGAAGAUCAGUUCAAUAACCUGCAUGGGAUUGGCCAGUUGGAACAUCAACAGUUUGAUUUGCCAUUAGAUCUGCCACCUACCCAUUCAUAUGCUGAUGCAAAUAACUCUGAGCAAAAUGCUGGAGAUGUCUUUGUUCACAUGUCAGACUUGCUUACAACAAUAUGGCCGUCACCCUCUCAGUAUUUGGGGCCAAAAUGUGCACUUUGGGACUGUGGUAGGCCAGUUGGAGGGACAGAGGACUCUGGAGAUUACUGCAACCCUUAUCAUGCUGGUUUGGCUUUGAAUGAUGAUGGUCUUCUUGGGACAAGACCUGUGAUGCGUCCAAAAGGUAUUGAUUUGAAAGAUGGGCCACUGUUCGCUGCUCUCAUUGCAAAAGUCCAAGGAAAGAAUGUUGGUAUUCCUGUGUGUGGAGGCGCUGCUACUUCUAAAUCACCAUGGAAUGCUCCUGAACUUUUUGAUCUUUCUCUUCUGGAGGGUGAAUCUCUUAGAGAAUGGCUGUUCUUUGACACUCCAAGAAGAGCAUUUGAGAGUGGCAACCGGAAGCAAAGGUCAUUGCCAGAUUACAGUGGUCGUGGGUGGCAUGAAUCAAGGAAGCAGGUAAUGAAAGAUUUCGCAGGUCUGAAGAGGUCCUAUUACAUGGACCCACAACCAUCAAGCAGCCAUGAGUGGCAUCUUUUCGAGUAUGAGAUCAAUGCUUCUGAUGCCCUCGCCUUGUACCGCCUUGAGUACAAGUCCUCUGACUCCAAAAAAAGUGCCAAGUCAAAACUGUCUAGUAGUCCACUGAAUGAAAUCCAGCAGCAAAUGGGCAGGCUGACUGCAGACAGUCCUGUGGAAAACAAACGGACUGCUAGGAGCAAGCCAAAGGCUAACCAGAAUGAUAUCAAUGCAAAUAUCCAUGCACAUGUUAACAGCCCCAGUCAAGUUAAUGCUCCAAAUGCUUAUCAAACAACGCCGCAGGUGAACCAAAUGACAUUUCUGAAUGGGAACGUUGUUUAUGGACCUCACCUUCCACAUUCUGAAAACGUCGUCCAUGGACCUCACCUUCCACAGUCUGAAAAUGUUGUCUAUGGACCUCAUCUUCCACAUUCUGAAAAUGUUGUUUAUGGACCUCAUCUUCCACAUGGAUACAAAGCCGAAGGAAGCAGCUUCUUUUGGAACCCAAGUGACGGGACUUGAAGAUGCAGCACAAUGUAGCCGCUCAUACAUAGUAUGGCACUUGUCAAGCAAAAACUCUAACAUCAUCAACCAAGUUAUGGGCCUUCACAUUUCCAAAUUCUAAUUGAUUGGUUUCUGCAAGGGGGCCUGGCUGGCUGGUGUAUUUGGAUUUUAAAAUAUAGAGUAUAGUUGCAUUAACUUCGGAAAAUAUAGCCCGGUGUCCAAGCUGCCAAUCUGAAUGUAAAAUAGAGUGCUGUACCAGUUGCUGCUCGGGUAUGUUAGGUACUUAGGUUUUUGAGUCCUAAGUUUCUUGAGCCGUUUUUUGUUUUGAAUUGAGAUGGCUAUACUCUUCACAGUUUCUUUUUUAUGUGUCUAUUUAUAUGUGAGAAAUCUGUGAAGCUGGAUUGGGUCUAUUAGUCUACACUACACCAUUCCCAAGUCCCCAGUCAAAGCAGCACCCAGAGCAGGAAAUUGUAACUCGAAGCAAAUAAACUCUUGCUUUGACUCGCAUCUGUCUACUCCAUUUUCUGAAGAAUAGUCCCACUCA
Messenger RNA from Sorghum bicolor (sorghum), 2446 nucleotides. RefSeq names its product transcription factor VOZ1. The coding region runs from base 91 to 1920 and encodes 609 amino acids. The record is from RefSeq and is a predicted model, not a curated record. NCBI's taxonomy places the organism in Eukaryota, Viridiplantae, Streptophyta, Magnoliopsida, Poales, Poaceae. The transcript has 4 exons. Gene Ontology annotation, biological process: positive regulation of long-day photoperiodism, flowering; regulation of DNA-templated transcription.